AUGUCGAGAAACACAGAAAUUAAAAAUUUACGCGACGAAAUGAAAAAAUAUGCAACAGUACAAUCAGAUGACGGUAACUUUGUCGGAUUUCAAGCGGAACCAUUUUGGAGAAACCGUCCCGAACUAUGGUUCAAGAAGAUCGAAGCACAACUGUCGAAUUGUAAUAUCGACGUCGACACUAAGAAGUUCAAAUUCGUCGUGUCCCUUCUCGACGAACAGACUGCUUUACAAGUAAAGGACGUAAUCAUCGAUCCACCCGAUUUCGACAAGUAUGACUUUUUGAAAGAACAACUAAUCAAGCGUAUCACCAACAAAAACGAGGAGGAAGCAAAGAAACGGAUGAUGGCAGAACCUAUGGGUGAUCGUACACCGUCCCAGUUUUAUUGUUACCUCAACACUUUGGCGGGCUGUUACGUCCGCGACGAUUUUAUUGAAGAAGUAUGGUUUGAGUGUUUGCCGAGUAAAAUACGCGCUGUAGUCGAGUGCAUUAAAGAUUAUACAAUCGAUACACAAACGAAAAUAGCCGAUCGUGUUUAUAAAGUGUUCCUAUCAAAGCCGGUUGAAGAAACUAAUGUCCCCGUUCCAACAGAUUUAAUGGAACAUUUGGUGAAGGAAGUGGAGAAUUUGAACAAAAAGGUACAAACUCUGAAACCAAGACAACAAUUCAGGGCGCGAUCGAAGUGCCGAGAUGAACAAUGCAAUUUUCAGCCUAAAAAAACUCAAAACGGUUCGCCAAAGCAGGUAGUACAAAGUCAACCGUGUCAAUACCACACUAAAUACGGCGUGCAAUUCUGCAAAAUGCGCAAAAACUGUAACUGA
This is a messenger RNA of Bicyclus anynana (squinting bush brown), 819 nucleotides long. RefSeq lists its product as uncharacterized. The transcript has a single exon. Lineage: Eukaryota; Metazoa; Arthropoda; Insecta; Lepidoptera; Nymphalidae. The record is from RefSeq and is a predicted model, not a curated record. The coding region runs from base 1 to 819 and encodes 272 amino acids.